Messenger RNA from Tachyglossus aculeatus (Australian echidna), 3324 nucleotides. It is a transcript of the gene IGDCC3, whose product is annotated as immunoglobulin superfamily DCC subclass member 3. Gene Ontology annotation, biological process: cell-cell adhesion; axon guidance. The transcript has 14 exons. Gene Ontology annotation, molecular function: protein binding. Lineage: Eukaryota; Metazoa; Chordata; Mammalia; Monotremata; Tachyglossidae. The coding region runs from base 1 to 2340 and encodes 779 amino acids. The record is from RefSeq and is a predicted model, not a curated record. Gene Ontology annotation, cellular component: axon; plasma membrane.
AUGGCUGGGCCUCCGCUGCCCCUACUCCUGGCCCUGCCCCUGCUGCUGCUACUGGCUCUCGGAGGCGACCCGGGCCACUCAGCGGAGCUGGCGUUCGCCGUGGAGCCGAGCGACGGCGUGGUGGUCCCAGCCCAGCCCCUGGUUCUGGGCUGCCUGGUGGAAGGGACUCCUCCCAUCAGCAUCACAUGGAGGAAGGACGGGACGGUGCUGACGGACCGCGAGGACGCCUUCCUGCUGGCCAACGGCUCCCUAUACCUGGCCCCGUUCCGGGCGGAGCGUGGGGACGGCUCGUCUGACGAGGGCGAGUACGACUGCGUGGCUCAGAACCGCUUCGGGCUGGUGGUCAGCCGCAAGGCCAGGAUCCAGGCUGCCACAAUGUCAGACUUCCACGUCCACCCGGAGAACGCCGUGGCGGAGGAGGGCGGCGUGGCCCGAUUCCAGUGUCAGAUCCACGGCCUGCCGGAGCCCGUGAUCCUGUGGGAGAGGGACCAGGUGCCCAUCGACACGGAGGACAACCGGUACACACUGCUCCCCAGGGGCGUCCUGCAAAUCACCGGGCUCAGGGCUGAAGACAGCGGCCUCUUCCACUGCGUGGCCACCAACGCCGCCAGCGUCAAGUUCAGCCGCAGAGCCAGACUCACGGUGUCCGGAGGCCGUUCCCUGGCCUACAAGGAGCCCAGGAUCCUGGUGGGCCCCGAGAACCUGACCCUCACGGUGCACCAGACGGCCAUCCUGGAGUGCAUUGCCACGGGGAACCCCCUUCCCGUCGUGUCCUGGAGCCGCCUCGAUGGCCGGCCCAUCGGGGUGGAGGGGAUCCAGGUGCUGGGGACGGGGAACCUGAUGAUCUCCGACGUGACGGUGCAACACUCGGGCGUCUACGUCUGUGCCGCCAACAAACCCGGGACGCGGGUCCGGAGGACGGCGCAGGGCCGGCUCGUGGUGCAAGCCCCGGCAGAGUUCGUCCAGCACCCUCAGUCCAUCUCCCGGCCCGCGGGCAGCACGGCCGUGUUCACCUGCCAGGCGCAAGGGGAGCCGCCCCCCCAGAUCACCUGGCUGAAGAACGGGCAGGUCCUGGGACCCUCCAGUCACGUCAAGCUCAAGAACAGCAACAGCACGCUGACCCUCUCCGGAAUCAGCCAGGAGGAUGAAGCCAUUUACCAGUGCAUCGCCGAGAACAGCGCCGGCUCCUCUCAGGCCAGCGCCCGGCUGACCGUGCUGUGGGCGGAAGGGCUGCCCGGGCCCCCCCGGGACGUCAGGGCCGAGACGGUCUCGGCCACCGCCGUCCAGGUGUCUUGGGGCGAGCCCCUGCAGAACACCCAGGAGAUCAUCGGUUACGUCCUCCACAUCAGGAAGGCCGCCGACCCCCUGGAGAUGGAGUACCAGGAGGCGGUCAGCAAGAGCACCUUCCGGCAGCUAGUGUCCGACCUGGAGCCGUCCACCCGCUACAGCUUCUACGUCAAGGCCUACACGUCGCGGGGGGCCAGCCGACCCUCCGUGGUGACCGUGGUCCGCACCCUGGGGGAAGUCCCGGGGAUGCCGGCCCUGUCCGUCAGGGUCCUCGACAGCACCUCGAUCCAGGCCCUGUGGGAGCCGUCCCUCAAACUGGGCCGGCCCAAAGGCUUCAAGCUGUUCUACCGUCCGGAGCGCCUGGCCCACUUCGUCGGCCCCAUGAUGUUGCCCGGCAACGCCACCUCCUUCAACAUCACCCAUCUGGACCCGGCCGUGGUUUACGAGGUGAAGCUGCUGGCCUAUAAUCAGCACGGCGACGGGAACACCACCGUGCGCUUCGUGGCCCUGCCCGAGACGGUGGACGGGACUGCGCCCAACCCGCCGUGUGACUGCCUGACGGAGGAGCGGGGCAGCAAGGCUUCCGCGGCCACGGGCCUCAUCGUGGGCAUCCACAUUGGCAUCGCCUGCAUCGUCUUCUGCGCGCUCUUCCUCGUCUUCGGCUACCGCGGCAGGCUCCUCGUCUGCCAGGCGGCCCAAGAGCAGCUGUCCGCGCCGCAGAUUCCCGGGAGCCAGAGGGACCCGAGGGUCCCGGCCGUGAUCCGGGAAGAGCUGGGUGGGAAUGACAAGUGCCUGGACCCCAACGAGCUGGAGCAGCUGUUCCUCCCAUCCCAGGCCGUGCCGCCGGCGGAUAAGGCGUUCCCGCCGGACCCCGGGCUGCCCGAGUCGUGCAACGAGACCCAGAUGGCCACCCUCCCACCGGACGAGUUCAGCUUCCUCGAGGAGAGGAGGCCCGAGACCCCGGACCCAAACAUCCCCGGGAUCGGGGGGUCCCCAGCACUAAGGACGGACUCAUCUCGGAGCCCCGGCCCCAGUCCCGCCAGUGAAGGAUAGCGGGCCUGGUGAGGACACCCCUACCAGGGACUUCCUGGGGAAUGGGAUCCGGGACGUAUCCGGAAAGCCUCCGGGCCAAAUCCCCUUCUAAGCGCCCUGUGGGGUCUGGGCUGUGUCUGGCACUCGCUAAGGUGAUUCUUCAAUCUCAGGUCAAGUCAAGGAUUUUUCCAAUCUCAUUCGUUAUCAUUAUUGAUAUCAUCAUUUUGGCGGCUCCGCGAUCCGGACUUCGGGAGUGGCAGGACGCCUCCUCAGCCCUUCUUCCAGACUGACCCCGGGGAGAAUUCCUUCUCCUCUUGGGGUCACAGGAUGGGGGAGAUUCUGGGCUGGGAGAGAGGGCUUCCAAGGACAGAUUGGAGGGCCCAAGCCACUCCCCUGGGUCGCUGCCACCCAGAUUAUAGAAGACGAAGAAAAAGAAGAAGAAGGAACUGUUUGGAUGGAGGUGGCUCCUGACGUGAUUCCCAUGCUGCUGGCUGUUGGGGCCUGCUUCCCUCUGCCAGCGGCUCUGCCCACCUUCUUGAUUUCUCAGGAUGCUUUUCCCACUGUCUGACUUUUUCGCCCACCCAGAGUAUCCAGAAGCCCUUGCGCGGGCAUCGAACUGCCCCUCGGGGCCGACCCCAGCCCUGCCCGCGGUGGGCUCAGCACCUACCUCAGCCGGAAUGAAUGUCUGCCUGGGGGUGGCGGAUGAGGCCCCUCAUCCCCACCCUCUCCCCCCUGUCCCGCAGGUCCUCCUCCUUCUCCCCGGCCGUGCCCCCCUCCGCCCCCUCAGAGUCUCGCACUCGGUCCAUCCUACCUCAGGUCCCCGGCCCGGGGCGCCGGGGGCGCCAUGUUGUCUCUGUAGGUUUCGUUUCGUCCUCAUCCUCAUUCGGAUGUGAAGCACUUCCAAAAUGCCGAAAGCCAAACCCUACCUCGCCACCCUCCUCUCUUCCUUCGUGUGUUGGCAUUAUUGGAUUUCCUUCCCCUCCCUUCUCUCCUCUUCUCUCUUCC